Messenger RNA from Lolium rigidum, 588 nucleotides. RefSeq names its product protein LURP-one-related 15-like. The record is from RefSeq and is a predicted model, not a curated record. The transcript has 3 exons. The coding region runs from base 1 to 588 and encodes 195 amino acids. NCBI's taxonomy places the organism in Eukaryota, Viridiplantae, Streptophyta, Magnoliopsida, Poales, Poaceae.
AUGGAGGCGCGCAACGGAGCCCCUCCGGCAAAGCUGCCGAUGUCGGGGCCACAGAUCUGCAAGCCUUUCGUCGGGCCGCUCACGGUGACCAAGAAGGCGUUCGGCCUCUCAGUCGGGGACUACAACGUCACCGACGCGAGCGGCGUCGUCGUGCUGCGGGUCAAGGGCGAGUUCUUCAGCAGCAGACGCCGCCGAGUCGUCCUGGACGCCGACGGGAGGCUCCUCCUAACCAUGCGAGGAAAGGCAUUCAGCUUUCACAGUACCUGGGAAGUGUUCAGAGGGGGCAGCACAAAUGGAAGUAAUUUGCUUUUCACAGUUAAGAGAUCUUCAGUGAUCCAACUGAACGCAAGCUUGGAUAUCUUCCUGGCUGCUAACAGAGCGGAGAAGGUCUGUGAUUUCAAGAUCAAGGGUAGCUACUUCAACAGAUCAUGUGCAUUCUAUCAUGGUACCACUAACAUCAUGAUAGCUCAAAUGAACCGUCAGUUUGUACUGCUUGGGAAGGACUCGUGUACUGUUACUAUAAUUCCAAACGUUGACCACGCGUUCAUCACAUCUCUUGUUGUGAUUCUGGAUGAGAUAAACCAGUAG